AUGCAUAUCCUUUCCUACCUGGAACAAGAAGCCACCAUGAGCAACGUCACAGUCACCGACAACACUGAACCUAUCAGCCGUACCAUGAGUCCGGCAACCCCCAGCCCAUAUCCCUAUCCUGUUAGUUUUCAGGUCUCCCUGACUGGCUUCCUUAUGCUGGAAAUACUGCUGGGCCUGAGUUCAAACCUCACUGUGCUUGCCCUCUACUGUAUGAAGUCGAACCUCAUUAGUUCUGUCAGUAACAUCGUCACUAUGAACCUCCAUGUGCUGGACGUGCUGGUUUGUGUGUGCUGCAUCCCCCUCACCAUUGUGGUGGUGCUGCUCUCCCUGGAGGGAGACACUGCCCUCGUCUGCUGCUUCCAUGAAGCCUGCGUCUCCUUCGCUAGUGUUGCCACUGCUGCUAAUGUGCUUGCCAUCACCCUCGAUCGCUACGACAUUUCAGUCAAACCAGCCAACCGGGUGCUGACCAUGGGCCGCGCCCUGGCCCUGCUGGCUGCCAUUUGGGUACUAUCCUUUGUUAGUUUUCUUGUGCCCUUUAUUGAAGUGGGGUUCUUUGCCCAGGGCCACGCUGAGCUGAACCAGACAGUGGUAGAGAAUGUGGUCCACACUAACCAGUACUACACAGAACUUGGCCUCUACUACCAUUUGCUUGCUCAGAUUCCUAUUUUCUUCUUUACCGCCGUUGUCAUGCUCAUCACCUACUCAAAGAUCCUGCAAGCACUCAAUAUUCGCAUUGGCACACGUUUCCACGCUUCACAGAAGAAAAAGGCUCGCAGGAAAAAGCGUCCAUCUAUGACGGCCAUGACAACGCAGCAAGAGGCCACAGAUGGUUCCCAGAGCAGUGGGAGCCGCAACCCCACACUGGGCAUGCGUACGUCUGUCUCUGUAAUCAUUGCCUUGCGCAGGGCCGUUAAACGCCACAGAGAAAGGCGGGAGCGCCAAAAAAGGGUUUUCAGGAUGUCCCUCCUGAUUGUGUCUACCUUCCUUCUGUGCUGGACACCCAUCACAGUACUCAACACAGUCAUCCUGAGUGUGGGCCCCAGUGACCUAAUGGUCAAACUGAGACUAGGCUUCCUGGUCAUGGCUUACGGGACUACUAUCUUUCACCCUCUACUCUAUGCCUUCACUAGGCAGAAGUUCCAGAAAGUCUUGAAAAGCAAGAUGAAGAAGCGAGUGGUGUCCAUUAUUGAGGCAGAUCCUACACCUAAUAACGCCAUCAUCCACAACUCCUGGAUCGAUCCAAAGAGGAACAAAAAGGUCACAUUUGAGGACAAAGACGCCAGACAGAAAUGUUUGUCCUCUGAGGACGUGGAAUGAAGGAACUCAUUAUCUUUAGAGCAUAAAGUCAAUAAAAGCAGCUAAAACCGAUAUCAGGUCAUGAUGAAAAAGGGAAAAUAUUAAUCCAAA
Messenger RNA from Toxotes jaculatrix (banded archerfish), 1407 nucleotides. Its product is annotated as G-protein coupled receptor 22-like. Gene Ontology annotation, biological process: G protein-coupled receptor signaling pathway. The transcript has a single exon. Gene Ontology annotation, molecular function: peptide binding; G protein-coupled receptor activity. The coding region runs from base 1 to 1317 and encodes 438 amino acids. The record is from RefSeq and is a predicted model, not a curated record. NCBI's taxonomy places the organism in Eukaryota, Metazoa, Chordata, Actinopteri, Toxotidae. Gene Ontology annotation, cellular component: membrane.